Linepithema humile (Argentine ant) is the source of this 1264-nucleotide messenger RNA. RefSeq lists its product as uncharacterized. The record is from RefSeq and is a predicted model, not a curated record. Lineage: Eukaryota; Metazoa; Arthropoda; Insecta; Hymenoptera; Formicidae.
CGUCUUUUUAGAAUGUUUUAAGACGUCUUUUUUAAGAAGUAUUACAUGCAUGUGGCUUGCGCAUGUGUACGGUAUUCCCUCCCUCAUGCUGCUUGCGUCUCAAAUCUGGCGUCACUGUGUAUAAAUCGUAAUAGAUCAGAAUGGAGUCAAUAAAUAAAAUGCAGACGAAAUUGACGGUUUAUAAAUGCUGUGAUUUACACGCAAUUCUUCGAAGGAUUUGAAAAUGUCUGAGGACAUUUCUGUAGAUUUUACUAUUGACGAACAAGAAGAUCGUGAUGUGAACUCCAAUGGAAUAUCGAAGCGUUUAAAAAUGCUAUUCUGCUGCUUCAAGCGCGAACGAUUGCAUGAGAAGGAAAUCAUCGAGUGUGAUCCUGAAGAGUACGAUUAUGUCGUUGAGAAGCUCGUCAUCAAACGUGUGCCACUUGCAUUAUUUGCGAUCCCGGCCGAUUUUUCGGAUCGUCGUAAACGCGAUGUGUCGGUGAUAUCAAAUGACAUUUCGCAAUCGACGUGUUUGUCCAUAUUGGACGGGAAUAAUUCUGCUGUAAAUGCAGUUGUGCGAGAUAAGGGCCUCACAUCGAUGAAAACUGCAAUGGGUAGAACUGCAUAUGAUCCUGCAGUGAAAAAAACCCUGGACAGAAGUAAAAAUGAAAACUUGGUUAGAAAAAGAUUCAGUGGCUUAAAUCCAGAUCUGAAGAAGUUGAAAGGGUCACCCAAAGAUCCAUUGAAUUUUUCACAGAGCAAACAGUCAUUUGCAGAGGACAUUUCCGAAGUAAAAUCCAGUACAAAAAGCACCGUUUCCUCUAAGUCAACGUCUUCCUUGACCACUCAGGAUAAUCUUUCAACUCGAGGUGAGUCUGCUUGUCGCGUGUCAAAUAAUUCUUUCUUUGGAUUUUGGAAUAGGAGAAACAUGAAAACGCAAACAGAAGAAGAUGUCUUAAAGCAGCUGCAAAACGUAUCUUCCGGAAAGAAUCAAGAUAAUUUUAUUCCUGGCUGGAAUCGAAAAUACAUAGUGUCGCCGUUUCGAGUGCAAAGAGGUUCUUUUGAUCUCACAAAACCGAAGAGCGUCGACGGAGAUUUUGGUGUGAACGUCAAAUCGUUAAAAUAUAUCAAAGAACCUCUCGAAAAUAAAUCAGAAUUAGCAGAGAAUUCAAAAGAUCACGACUCGCGAUCAAAUACAGCAGUCAGGUGGCGAAUCACUGUUAGACAUCAACGCCCGAAUGCUGAACAUGCAGCUCCCGAAAUGUAACUCAAAGUUUUAGAAAAG